ACCAACUGGGGCCAGUACAGGCCCGGCCUGGGAAAAUAUAAGCCUGACAACAUCGACCCAUGCCUGUGUGACCAUCUGAUCUACGCCUUCGCUGGGAUGAACAACAAUGAGAUCACGACUUACGAAUGGAACGAUGUGACCCUUUACAAAUCCUUCAACGGCCUGAAGAACCAGAAUGGAAAUCUGAAGACCCUCUUGGCAAUUGGAGGAUGGAAUUUCGGGACAGCCAAGUUCACCGCAAUGGUUUCCACUCCUGAGAACCGCCAGACCUUCAUCAAUUCUGUCAUCAAAUUCCUGCGCCAGUAUGAGUUUGAUGGGCUGGACAUUGACUGGGAAUACCCUGGGUCCAGGGGCAGCACACCCCAGGACAAGGCUCUCUUUACCGUCCUGGUUAAGGAAAUGCUGGCAGCCUUUGAGCAGGAAGCCAAACAAGUCAACAAGCCCCGUCUCAUGGUCACCGCUGCUGUCGCUGCAGGACUUUCCAACAUUCAGUCUGGUUACCAGAUUGCUGAGCUUGGACAGUACUUGGACUACUUCCAUGUGAUGACUUAUGACUUCCACGGCUCCUGGGAUGGACGCACUGGGGAGAACAGCCCUCUGUACAAAGGCCCAGCUGACACUGGUGACCUCGUCUACUUCAAUGUGGAUUAUGCUAUGAAUUAUUGGAAGAGCAACGGUGCCCCAGCUGAGAAGCUCCUUGUUGGAUUCCCCACCUAUGGACAUAGCUUCAACCUCCAAAACCCAUCCGACACUGCUGUUGGGGCUCCAACAUCAGGACCUGGGCCAGCUGGACCUUACACAAGGCAGUCUGGAUUCUUGGCUUACUAUGAAAUCUGCACAUUCCUGGACUCUGGAGCCACCCAGGCUUGGGAUGCCCCCCAGGAUGUCCCCUAUGCUUACAAAGGCAACGAAUGGGUUGGCUAUGACAACAUCAAGAGCUUCAACAUCAAGGUUGACUGGCUGAAGAAGAACAACUUUGGAGGUGCUAUGGUUUGGUCUCUUGACAUGGAUGACUUCACUGGUACUUUCUGCAAGCAGGGCAAAUAUCCCCUGAUCAACACUCUGAAGAACGGUCUUGGUGUGAAAAACGACA
Messenger RNA from Antrostomus carolinensis (chuck-will's-widow), 1093 nucleotides. RefSeq names its product acidic mammalian chitinase. NCBI's taxonomy places the organism in Eukaryota, Metazoa, Chordata, Aves, Caprimulgiformes, Caprimulgidae. The record is from RefSeq and is a predicted model, not a curated record. Gene Ontology annotation, cellular component: extracellular region. Gene Ontology annotation, biological process: chitin catabolic process; carbohydrate metabolic process. Gene Ontology annotation, molecular function: chitin binding; chitinase activity. The transcript is spliced from 8 exons. The annotation marks the transcript as partial.